UGGCAAAAUAUCAAAGUCGUCUACAUUCACUGUUACAGAUAUUAAUCCAUCGGCGACGAGAAAAAGGAGGGCUCAAGUCUCGUUUAGCGAGUUGUCACCGACUCGUCGCCUCUCUAACUCACCCGUGUUCAACAAGGCGAGUCAGCCGAGUCAGAGUGGCUUGUGUUUUACGUCCUGAGAUGCUAUGAGAUUUGAAACAAAUGAUGUCGUUCUAGCUCUAUUGUUGUCAACUUGUCAUCGAGUUUUUGCGGAAGCAUAGGCGAAUAGUGAAAAUGGAUCGGGCGACGAUUACUGGCGGGCCUGGUAUGGACAUGCCGAUUAUGCACGACAGCGACCGGUAUGACUUAGUUCGCGAUAUCGGCGCGGGAAAUUUCGGUGUAGCGAGGCUCAUGAGAGACAAGGUUACCAAGGAGCUUGUUGCUGUAAAGUAUAUCGAGAGAGGCGAUAAGAUAGAUGAAAAUGUUCGAAGAGAAAUCAUUAAUCACAGGUCUUUAAGGCACCCAAAUAUAGUUAGAUUUAAAGAGGUCAUUUUAACACCUACCCACUUGGCCAUAGUCAUGGAAUAUGCAUCUGGGGGAGAGCUUUUUGAGCGAAUAUGCAAUGCUGUGCGCUUCAGUGAGGAUGAGGCUCGUUUUUUCUUUCAACAACUUAUAUCUGGAGUCAGCUAUUGCCAUGCAAUGCAAGUAUGUCACCGGGAUUUAAAGCUGGAAAACACGUUGUUGGAUGGAAGUGUAGCUCCUCGGUUGAAGAUUUGUGAUUUUGGGUACUCCAAGUCUUCAUUGCUUCAUUCGCAACCAAAAUCUACUGUGGGAACUCCUGCAUACAUUGCUCCAGAAGUAUUAUUGAGACAGGAGUAUGAUGGCAAGAUUGCAGAUGUGUGGUCAUGUGGAGUGACCUUAUAUGUGAUGCUUGUGGGAUCAUAUCCUUUCGAGGAUCCUGAUGAACCGAAGGACUUCCGGAAGACAAUACAAAGAAUUCUCAGCGUCCAGUAUUCCAUUCCAGAAUGUGUUCAAAUAUCUGAGGAGUGUCGCCAACUGAUUUCAAGGAUUUUUGUUGCUGAUCCUGCUGCUAGAAUUACCAUGCCUGAAAUCAAGAACCAUGUGUGGUUUCUGAGGAAUCUUCCGGCAGACUUAAUGGAUGAAUAUAUGAUGGGUAACCACUUUCAAGAGCCUGAUCAACCCAUGCAGAGCAUUGAUUUAAUCAUGCAGAUUGUUGCAGAGGCUACCAUACCGGCAGCUGGAACCCAUGCUCUUGACCAUUAUCUUGACAUGGAUGAUGACAUGGACGACUUUGAUUCUGAAUCUGAGCUGGAUGUGGACAGCAGCGGGGAGAUAGUAUAUGCAUUGUGAUGCAACAUAAGUUGUCUGCAAGACAGUGUUAGUAUCUUGGGGAUAUGAAUCUUUGUAGAUCACAGGACGUGUGUGGAAUAUCGGGCAGAUUACAUCAUUGCAUCAUUCACAACCUCACAAAGAGCAGUAUGCCAGUAUAUGCUCCUUGAAUAUGUGGUGUUCACAGUUUGCAGGAUUUAUUCCCUAGCACAGAGGGAUUUGUUUAAUGAUUAAUGUGGGCAGGUGGUAGAAACUUGGGUGUAAUGCAUAUUCCCUUGAACCUUAUUUAUGUAUAAUUUGUUGAAUUAGUUGUGUCCUCUCACUCUCAGUGUUUAUUGGUCUGGUUGGACAAGCAUGUAUGUAUAAUAUAUCAGACUUCAGGUUCUGUAAGUUUCUCCUGAAGAUUUAUGGAGGUUCUGCCUGAACUCCUUUUUUUUCUCAAGGUGACGAAGGGUCUUGAAAUGUAUCAUACAUUAAAAAAAAGAAGUUAUGACAGCCACUAUUUAGGAUUUCAAA
This is a messenger RNA of Tripterygium wilfordii, 1844 nucleotides long. RefSeq names its product serine/threonine-protein kinase SRK2I. Gene Ontology annotation, molecular function: protein serine/threonine kinase activity; ATP binding. The transcript has 9 exons. Gene Ontology annotation, cellular component: nucleus. Bases 273 to 1349 code for a protein of 358 amino acids. Gene Ontology annotation, biological process: intracellular signal transduction; protein phosphorylation. Lineage: Eukaryota; Viridiplantae; Streptophyta; Magnoliopsida; Celastrales; Celastraceae. The record is from RefSeq and is a predicted model, not a curated record.